AUGAAGCUGCCCACGAUUUACAAUGUCCAGCUCGUGGCCAUCAUCGCGACCCUCGGUGGCAUGCUGUUCGGGUUCGACAUUUCUUCCAUGUCGGCCAUCGUCGUGACCGACCAGUACAUUGAGUACUUCAACAACCCUACCGGGGUUAUCCAAGGCGCCAUCGGGUCGGCUCUCGCGGCCGGCUCGGUCGUCGGUUCUGCCGUGGCAGGUCCGCUGUCCGACUGGAUGGGCCGGCGCGACUCCAUCAUGUUUGCCUGCUUGUUCUGGCUCGUCGGGACGGCGGUCCAGGUGGCGACCCAGAACGUCGGCCAGCUCAUCGCCGGCCGCGUGCUCAACGGCUUCACCGUCGGCAUCACGUCGUCCCAGGUGCCCGUCUACCUGGCCGAGAUCGCCAAGGCCGAGAAGCGCGGCUCCAUCGUCAUCAUCCAGCAGCUGGCCGUCGAGUUCGGCAUCCUCAUCAUGUACUUCAUCGGCUACGGCUGCGCCUCCAUCGAGGGCACCGGCUCCUUCCGCACCGCCUGGGGCACCCAGUUCAUCCCCUGCGUCUUCCUCAUGCUCGGCCUCCCCUUCCUCCCGCGCUCGCCCCGAUGGCUCGCCAAGGUCGGCCGCGACAAGGAGGCCAUCGAGACCCUCGCCAACAUCCAGGCCGACGGCAACACCCAGGACUCCCGCGUCAUUGCCGAGUGGGAGGAGAUCCAGACCGUCAUGCAGGCCGAGCGCGAGGCCGGCCGCGGCUGGAGGAAGUUCUUGCUCAACGGCAUGUGGAAGCGUACCCUGGCCGGCAUGUCGGUCCAGGCGUGGCAGCAACUGGCUGGCGCCAACGUGAUCGUUUACUACCUGACUUACAUCGCUCAGAUGGCUGGUCUGACCGGCGACGUCGCCAUGGUUACGUCGGGUAUCCAAUAUGCCGUCUUCAUCGUCUUCACCGGCAUCAUGUGGCUCUUCAUCGACAAGACCGGCCGCCGCACGCUGCUCAUCUGGGGCGCCCUCGGCAUGGGCUUCUGCCACUUCGUCGUCGGCGGCGUCAUGGGCGCGCACUCGACCUACCACCCCGAGGGCGUGGGCAACCCGCCCAACGGCAACAUCGUCAUCGCCGUCAACAAGGGCGCGCCGGCCAACACGGUCAUCACCUUCUCGUACCUGCUCAUCGUCGUCUACGCGCUGACGCUGGCCCCGGUCUGCUGGAUCUACGCGGCCGAGGUCUGGUCGCUGGGCACGCGGGCGACGGGCAUGUCCCUGGCGGCCAUGAGCAACUGGGUCUUCAACUUCGCCCUCGGCAUGUUCACCCCGCCGGGCUUCGUCAACAUCACCUGGAAGCUCUUCAUCAUCUUCGGCGUCCUCUGCGUCACCGCCGCCGCCUGGUUCUUCCUGCUCUGCCCGGAGACGUGCGGCAAGACGCUCGAGGAGAUCGAGCUCCUCUUCUCCGGCCCGGACGCCCCGCACCCCUGGAACACCAGGAAGGGCGACUCCCGCCUCGCCGCCGAGAUCGCCGCCGUCGAGGCCCGCCGGCGCGAGAAGACCGAGGCCGGCGAGGUGGAGGCCGUGCCCUCCGUCGGCGAGCAGGAGAAGGUUUAA
Molecule: messenger RNA, 1575 nt
Organism: Thermothelomyces thermophilus ATCC 42464
Lineage: Eukaryota; Fungi; Ascomycota; Sordariomycetes; Sordariales; Chaetomiaceae
Product: sugar transporter-like protein
Exons: 4
Coding region: 1-1575 (524 amino acids)
Biological process (GO): transmembrane transport; carbohydrate transport
Cellular component (GO): membrane
Molecular function (GO): carbohydrate:proton symporter activity
Source: RefSeq, a predicted model, not a curated record